Molecule: messenger RNA, 1503 nt
Organism: Lingula anatina
Lineage: Eukaryota; Metazoa; Brachiopoda; Lingulata; Lingulida; Lingulidae
Cellular component (GO): nuclear envelope; meiotic nuclear membrane microtubule tethering complex
Molecular function (GO): protein-membrane adaptor activity
Source: RefSeq, a predicted model, not a curated record
CUAGGUCACUUAUAAUAGUAAUGGAGUGAGAGAGUGAGUGGAAACCAUCAAGCUUGAGCUUAGAUCCUCAAGAUGAAGUUACCAAAGAAGAUCAUGGCCCCUUGUUUCAUCUGUGGAGGGACAGAUCACAAUCCCUUAACUGAUGACAGGCACAGAAAGGUGCAAUUAAAGACCAUUAACAAAGUUGCAGUUGUAGAAGUUGAUGGUAAAGUUGUUAGCACCCCAACCAAGUUUACAUAUCAGCAAGACGACUUUGAAAGGAGACCAAAGACAGAUUACACUUAUUCAAGAACAGGGACUUAUACAGUAAAGCAUUUAAACAAAGGCUAUAUCAGUCCAAACAUGUCUCGCAGAGGAGUACUACAGAAAGGAAAACGUAACACAGCUGUAGCUAACUUGACUGAGCGUUUGACAGAGUUGGAUGAUGACAGAGAGUCAGGUAAUAAGAAUUUUAUAAGCCAAAUAAUCUUUUCAGACAGGACUGUUUUAGACAGGAAAUUGUGAUGUGAAAAGAACUGGAGUUUGACCCCAAAACAUCCUUUUUGAACAAUAAGUUUGAUGUUAGAUGUAAUUUUGUAUAAAUAUUUAGACAGAUGACUUGAGUGCCUUCUUUGAAAGGUCAUAUCAUUAAACUAUAGAGACUAAUCUCUGGGCUUGCCUGUAGGUAGUAAAAUGGAAAUUUCAAUGUUUUCAACUGAAUUACUGUCAGUUGACUAUGCUAGUUUGUGAAGUUGAUACAUUCUGUCACUCAUUUAUUCCUGUGUAUAUCAUUGCAUAAAAAUAACAUGACAACUCAACAGGUUUAGAUGUGAUAGAAUAUACAGUCCGACAUUUCAUUGAAAAUUUCUUAACAUUAUUUCAGUCAGUGCAUUAUUUAUUUUGAUGGACUUUUCUUUCUAAACAGAUGGCAUAGAAGUUAUGAAAAUUAUAUGAAAUGAAACUUCAAAAGCAUAAUACAAAUAUUUCUUCAAUGGUAAUUUGUGAUCAAACUGGAGAACAUCAAAUAUUAGUAAAAUUGUAGAAAUAAAAAUACUAGUGAAAAAUAUCAUGCUUAUGCUUCACAGCAUUUAGUCUCAUUUUGCUAGCAACCAUAGGAAUUUUAAUUCCUCUAAAAUAAAUGGCCCAUGUUUAAAGAGAUUUAUUGCUUGUCUGAAUUCUUAUGCAUGUGUACAUUUAAAAGAAAAGUAAGUCUGCUAGUUGCACAAAGGUGAGUGUCUUCAUUUGUUUGCAUGUAUUUAACAUACAGUUUAGGGACACAUGUACAAUAAAACAUUAGGUUUUCAUACUAGGUGUUUCUUGAUGGAAAUGGCAUGUGGCUGUGUAUAAACAUGAAUGAUAGCACAGAGAUAUGUGUCAGAUUGAAUGUUGUGACAUCCCCUGUUGAAUCCCAGUAUAUGUAACCAUGCAGAUUCAGAAUGGAUGCACACCUGUGAUGUAUUACUGAGUUGCUUGCAGCUGUGUUUUUUUCAUCAGUUCUAUAAGAUUGCAUUCAGAAUAGAAGAG